AUAUAUGCUUCAACUUGAGGGGGAGUGUUAGAUAGUGUACAGUUAUUUCAGUUAUUUACUUUUCAUUUUCUUUCCUUAUUGUAUUGUGGGUCCCACUAACAUGUAUAUAUAUACCCAAAUCCAAUGUGUAUUAUUAACAGUUUUUUAAUAACAAAAAUUAAGGAUUCUCCCUUUUCUCUCUUUUCACAAUGUGUUUCAUUUCAAAUGCAAAAUGUGGUAUAAAAAUCUGUCUUGUCAGCUUUUGCUGCAUGAUUUCCACAGAUAAUGCCUUAAGAAGAUCUUAAUGAUUUUCUUUUGGUUAGGUAAAAAGCUUCCUAGAAAAAUCCAUUCCUUUAUUUUAUAGUUUGGGGAUUAAUUAUUAUUGUUAACUUGCAAACUAAGCUUGAAGUUGGUGUUUUUUUCCUUUCCUUUUUAUCCAUACAACAAUCUGAGGAAAAUUGGUUAAUUUUGCGCAUGCAAGGCCUGGCUGAGUAAUUUAUGCUGGUCUUGUAAAUUUCUAUUAUAAAUAUUUUUCUUUUGGAUACCUUUUUUGUUUCAAAAAUCUGUACGUCACCCCUUGUAUUAAUUUUUGUACACUAGAGCAGCAGAGCCCAUGACCCAUGCAGUGCAUGUGUGCAAUUUCAAGAAUAAGUUGGAAAUGGUGGAGAUUAAGAAGUUGAAAAUAGUUUAAAAAAUGAAAAUGGUGGGUGGGAGGUUUUACAAUUGUGGUGAUUUGAUAUAGUCAUGCUGCCCUUAGAUUUUGAGAGUUAAAAGUAACCAUCUGGCAAGAGUGGUCUCUCACCCCAUUCACCCUAUAAAGCAUGUAGUUCAAGUCAGGUUGUAUCAAAUCUGAACAUGUUCCUUUUGUUUAGAAUAUCAUUUUAAAAAUAUCUAAAAAUAAUAAAAAUGCAUAUGUAUAUGUAUAUGAAUGUAUGUAUGCAAAACUCACAAAAUUUUAGUCAGGUUAUAGGCUUUUGAUUAGACUUUUGUGGAUGGACUUUUCAGAAUUUGGCACAUAUAGCUGUAUGGAUCCAUUUAUCUAUUUAAAUUAACAUGAAAUAUCUUUGAUGAAUUUAAAAGUACUUAGAAUAAGUGGGUAUUUGCAGUGGUUUGGAAUAAAAUCAAUACCUAUUUAAGCUAAGCAAGUUCAGCUAUUCAGGUGGGUUGCACCAAGUUCUUUUGGACUUCGUCAAUGCUAACCAUAAUAAUCACAGUUGGCUGUCAUUAAGGCCAAAUUUAAGCUAAUGGGUGGGUUCAAGCUAUCCUAAAAUUGAUUAUCCUUUCUAAAACAUACAUUUUAAAUGCAUUUUUUCCUUCUAAAUCCAAAAGGGUUUAGGGGUAUGUCUGCAUGGGUACUUUUGGACCGGUUUGAACUUUGAUGUUUCCUGCACCCAUCCAAAAAUUAUGUGUCUUGAAAUAUUCUUGAAUGACUUCUCAAUUCCUGUAAAUGUUAUUAAAUCAAAGACAGAUGGUUGAUGAUCAUGGCCUAGUGUAACUGCGAAUCAUUUGGAAUCCUAAUUUAGCCUACUAGAAACCCAUCAAGUGCCAGUUCUAUUAGUGGUUUUGCAUGGAAUAGAGCAAUUGGGAUAACAUGCACAAUGUUGUGGCAUUUUUGAAAGUGCUACCUGAAACUACUGAUCCUUCAGCAAAGAUAUCUUAGAAUAAUGAACCAAACACCCCUUAGGAGUUCAUUUCUCUUCCAUGUGUCCAAAAAAAGGAAGAAGAAAAAAAAAUCUGCGUUCUUUUAACCCUGAAGAUUCAUGUUGCAGGUCAUGACCCCAUUUCUCACAGCCAAACUUGCUGGGCAAUUUGUUGCAGUAGAUGCAGUAGGCCUUCUUAUGUCCACACUACAGAUUGUGCUUCUUCCUGUAUUGGGUGGUGCAUUUCUUAAUCAGUACUUUCAAGGCCUGGUUAAAUUUGUUUCUCCUGUGAUGCCCACCAUUGCUGUUGUAACUGUAGCUGUUCUAUGUGGGAAUGCAAUUGCCCAGAAUGCUUCUGCAAUUCUUAUGUCUGGUCGACAAGUGGUGUUAGCUGCAGCCCUUCUUCAUGCAUCAGGAUUCUUCUUCGGUUACAUUCUUUCCAGGAUCCUGGGACUUGAUGUGUCAUCCUCUCGCACCAUCUCUAUUGAAGUUAGCAUGCAGAACUCGGUACUUGGAGUAGUUCUUGCUACUCAGCACUUUGGAAAUCCACUGACAGCUGUACCAUGUGCCGUCUCCAGCGUCUGUCAUUCAGUCUUUGGAAGUGUCUUAGCAGGAAUUUGGAGACGUUCCCCACCUGUCAAAGUGCAGGACUGAAAUGUAUUAGAAAAAUAUUGAGAUAAGCUCAAUAACAAUAUUUUGAUUUUUCCUUCCUUUUUACUUAGAACUGUUGACUAGAGGAUUUUUCUACAGACAUGAGGCUUUGGAUGGACAACUCUUUGGUGAUAUACCAGUCUUCUCUUCUUUCCUGAAUCUGGGUACCAUGAAUUUGUGCUAUGUCGAUCUAUAUAAGUGUUCUCUUCUCA
Molecule: messenger RNA, 2482 nt
Organism: Vitis vinifera (wine grape)
Lineage: Eukaryota; Viridiplantae; Streptophyta; Magnoliopsida; Vitales; Vitaceae
Product: probable sodium/metabolite cotransporter BASS1, chloroplastic
Exons: 3
Coding region: 1740-2273 (177 amino acids)
Source: RefSeq, a predicted model, not a curated record